This is a messenger RNA of Oncorhynchus keta (chum salmon), 2807 nucleotides long. RefSeq names its product tyrosine-protein phosphatase vhp-1. Lineage: Eukaryota; Metazoa; Chordata; Actinopteri; Salmoniformes; Salmonidae. Gene Ontology annotation, cellular component: cytoplasm. Bases 685 to 2328 code for a protein of 547 amino acids. Gene Ontology annotation, biological process: negative regulation of MAPK cascade; protein dephosphorylation. The transcript has 5 exons. Gene Ontology annotation, molecular function: protein tyrosine/threonine phosphatase activity; MAP kinase tyrosine/serine/threonine phosphatase activity. The record is from RefSeq and is a predicted model, not a curated record.
ACAGCUUUAUGUAGGACCUAACCGUUUGUGGGCACCGUUUGUCACCGUAAUGGUGCAAUUAAUGUAUUGUUUAGUGUUGUGUAGUGGCUUUGCUGGCAUCUAUCCCACUUUUUUUUUUUGCCACACCAAGAUGUACAUGCUAAAAUCGCCACUGGAUGAGAUUAUAGGAUUUUGGACAAAUCAAUUAUUUUCGCACACGGGGUAUUGCAGCUGCGUGUUGUUUUUAAACGGCUCUGCAACAAUAGCGUCAGAAAAGGUACGAUUCAUCACAAUAAAAAGCCAAGGUCUUCAGGCGAAUUGAUGAUGAUGAACAAAUGGAGCGCGUGCGCGCGCACGCGUCAGAGUCCGGCAUGGGUGCUGAUUGGUUGAAAAUGACAUCACAUACAAUUGUACUAUUCUUAGCUUGUAGAAAACGCAUUACCUCAUCCUUUUCCCCUCGCGCAGGUAUAGACAUACAACAACAAAUAAUGUUACAGUCGCAGACAGGACGAGGACGAGAUUAGAAGUCGAGAGAGAGACCUACCUGUACUCAACUGAUUAUUAGUUAAGCAUAACAUAUCCUUUUGGAUUCUUCAUCCAUUUGCUUUGAGACCAUUCGUUUGAUUAUAUUAUUUGGUGUGCAAGUUGAUUUGUGCGAUAUUUCCAGUAUCUUCGUUUGGAUUGAAAAUCACACAAAGAACAGAGAUGGUGUUCUACAGGGAGAGAGAGAACGGGACACGCGAACGUCCACCGCUGUCUCUCAUCCUACCGCAUCUUUACCUAGGUGCAGAGACGGACGUCACGCAGGAUUGCCUCGGCGCUCGCGGGAUCUCCUACGUGCUAAGCGUGAGCCGCUGCAGCCCGCAGCCUACUUUCCUUCCCGGUUCCCAGUACCUUCGCAUCCCCAUCGACGACUCUCUCCGAGACGACCUGCUGCCCCAUAUCCCGGAGGCACUGCGUUUUAUCGAUGGGGCUAUGUCAUCAGGUGGAUCUGUGAUAGUUCAUUGUGCUGCAGGAAUCUCUCGCUCCCCUGCCCUGGCUGUGGCCUACAUUAUGUACAACCUGGGGAUGGACCUUGACCAUGCCUACAGGUUUGUGAAAGAGCGCAGGCCUUCAAUCUCCCCUAACUUCAAUUUUCUGGGUCAGCUACAACACUUCCAGGGAACCCUCGCUCAGAAGGCCUCUAAUGGCAACCCCACUAUCCAGCCAAUCAGAUCACUGGACACAUGCCUGCAGUCAAGCAAUGAAAACAUUAGCUGCGGUUCCUCUGUCCCCCUGUCAGCCAAUCAGAUCAUGAAUAUUCAGGACAAUGGCUAUGUUGCUAAGGACUUUUUAGGGGUUGCUAAAGUGCAUAAUAUGUACAAUGAGAUUUCCACUUGUAACACAGAGAACAUAGAGCAAAGGUGCUCAUAUUCAUGUGAAACUCAGAGUCUAUCAGAGAAGCCACAGCAAGACCAGAGGAGUGUGCCUUCACAACUGACGCUGUCUCUCUCUAGCAAACUCAGAACGCUCACUCUCAACCUGAACCAUAACCACAACCAGAACCAGAGGGAGGCCCAGAACUCGUGUGGAGCAAUGACUCCAAGCCCCAACGAACCAGCGACACCAACACCAAAGCCCAACACACUACAAAUCCCAACAGGCAUUGCGUCUCUCUCUGAGAAGCGCAAGAGCCUCACCCUCUCCCUGUCUCCCGUUGGUGCAAUUCUCCCAACCCCCCACCAGAAUGAGCCACAAAGCAACAACAGGCACAGCAUUAGCCACAAGCCAACACGCUCCAGCGCUUCCAACACCAUCCACAAGAGGGAGUCAGAAGGCACCAGUGGUUCAAAAAGGCACGGUAGAAAGCCUUCGGCGGUGGCCCUUUCCUCCUCACAGACACACGUACAACAGAGAGAGAGGAGCACAUCCUGUGGCAAAGCAGCAGGUCGGCCCAAUCACUGCUCCUCCCGAACCCAGGUGAAAGUAGAGAGAGCUGGAAGAGGCCAGGGUAAAAGAGAGCCCAGCCGCUGUCAGAGCAUGGAGAAGGGGAGGCCUAACUCAACUCCAAAGACAGGGAAGGACCACAGCAGGGGAAGAGCAGAGAGGGAGACGCUAACUGGGAGCCUGAGCAGCAGUUCUGUUUUGAAUCAGCUCAGUAUCAUAGUUGACCAGCAGGUGUCGCCAGCAGCUAAACUGUCUGCAUCUGCAGUGGAGGCUGAGGAAGGAGUGGAUGCUGAACAGGGCCUCCUGUCUCCUCUCAACCUGACUGUCAACAAGCUGCUGGGCUGGGGGGAGAAGAUGCUGUUGGGGGUUCUGCUUGGCCCCCGGAUCAAAGUGGGACAGGCUGUUCUGCCCUAUAGGUGCUGAUGCAUUAAGAGACCACAGAGAGAGGGCUGGUAAAUGCCAGGAUAUUGAUUUGUGUGUGUGUGUGUGUGUGUGUGUGUGUGUGUGUGUGUGUGUGUGUGUGUGUGUGUGUGUGUGUGUGUGUGUGUGUGUGUGUGUGUGUGCAUGCAUGUGAGGAACUGAAGAACAUAACUGCAUGUAAAAUAUUUGUCUGCCCAUACCAUGUUCACAGAGCUCUGAGUGAAUGCUUUGUCCUAUAAAUACCAGUUUAUUGUUGACUUCCUUCAAAAGCACUAUAUAUAUUACAUAUAGGAGCAGUUUAUGCCUCCAACACAAUGCUCAUGGAUUUAGGCUUGAUUAUGUUGAUUUUUAUUUAUUGAUUGAUGUGAAUAAAGUGAUCCGUUUAUUGUUGUUAUUUAUAAAAUGAAUAUUUUGAGGAUGGUAUUUUGGCACUGUUGUUUGUAAUGGGAUCAUAGUGUUCAUUAAAGUACAUAUUUUACUCA